Messenger RNA from Anopheles stephensi (Asian malaria mosquito), 3273 nucleotides. Its product is annotated as glucose dehydrogenase [FAD, quinone]. The record is from RefSeq and is a predicted model, not a curated record. The transcript has 3 exons. Gene Ontology annotation, molecular function: flavin adenine dinucleotide binding; oxidoreductase activity, acting on CH-OH group of donors. Lineage: Eukaryota; Metazoa; Arthropoda; Insecta; Diptera; Culicidae. The coding region runs from base 1060 to 2925 and encodes 621 amino acids.
AAAUUUUCAUUAGUCUUACUUCUGAACUCGGACCCGCGAGACGUGCACGGGCUGUUUGUGCGUGCGUGUGUGUGUGUGCACCAAAACGGUGGAUUUUCCCAACCAGCAGCCAAUUUUCUUAGUGUGACCCAUUCACAGCGGGAGAAUUUUAAAUAAACACAGUGAAAUCAAGUGUGCAAAUGCAAUCCUACAGUAGAAGACCGGCUGGCUGUGCAAAUUAAAACCCAACAGACAAAGUGCAUCAGUUGAAACGCGUGGCAAGAGAGAGAUAAAGAGAGAGAAAAAAAACGAAUCAUUCCAGUUUGUACAAAGAAAAAACCCCGAUUGCUGACGUCAGCUGUUACGUUUGUGUGGAUGCAUGCUGCAACUAACUUUGCAUCUUGAGUGUGUCCUUCAGCAGUUCCGCCUCCGUCGAAAAACCAGAAAGUGUGUUACUCGGUUUCGGAAAGAAAACGAAAGUGGUGAAAGACAUAGCGCAGUGGUGAGCAGUGGUGCAUCCCGGUGGGAUAGAUUGUGGAUUGUGGAUUUGUGUGAUAAGUGUGAUCCGAAAUUCUAACCAUUGCUGAGUGACAUCGAAUUUCAAGACAAUCCCCCAGGAUCGGGACAUUGUACAAUGGACGACGAAAGACAAAGGCAGCUUUGGAUCAUUUUUCAAAUGUGAUCGAUCGACUUGCAGCGUGUGCGGGAUAAGGAUAAAAGUUGACAGGAGAAACCAUCCACCCACCAUUACCAGCCAUCAUCAGAAUACUUGUUCUCGAAGACUUGACACCGCGGCCGGACAAUUGCACGGUCGCAAGAACAGCACUUCUGGCGGCGGUGCUUUAAGCUAUGUUUCGAUGCACCGUUCCAUACGGCAAUCAGGAGCAGGUCUUACAACAUCCAGCAGUGCGUCAUCGGCACAAAUAUCCCAAUUCUUGAUAAACGACAACUACACAACGCAAGCGAGCGUUGAGUACGGGUUAAACUGUCGGCGGUUUAACGAGUUAGUAAUAGAGUAACGGCUAAGCAUAUCGCACAUCAAGUUCACAUUCGGAAGGAGUAAGAUAGCAGCAAGUAAAUAUGGUAUUCAAUGUACUGAUAGCAUCGUCUGUGAUCAAAACGGCCACCGUCGUUGGUUCUAGUCUGUGGCUUAUCCCAUUUCUUCUGGGAGCCAUCUCCUACUAUCGUUACGAUCGCGUCGAUCCGGAGUCGCGCGUCAUCAACCAGGAAGCGCUACUGCCGGAGUAUGAUUUCGUCGUCGUUGGUGGUGGCUCAGCCGGUGCCGUUGUUGCAAACCGGCUAACAGAGAUCCACCGGUGGAAGGUGUUGCUGCUGGAGGCCGGACCGGAUGAGAAUGAAAUUUCCGACGUACCGUCAUUGGCAGCCUACCUCCAACUCAGCAAGCUUGACUGGGCGUACAAGACGGAACCAACGAACAAGGCGUGCCUGGGCAUGGUUAACAAUCGCUGUAACUGGCCCCGUGGCAAGGUGCUGGGCGGUUCUUCCGUGCUUAACUACAUGAUCUACGUGCGGGGCAACCGGAACGACUUUAACCAUUGGGAAUCGCUUGGAAAUCCUGGCUGGGCGUAUGAUGAUGUGCUACAGUUCUUUGUAAAGUCCGAAGACAACCGAAAUCCAUACCUGGCUCGCAAUCCCUACCAUGGACAGGGUGGAUUUUUGACUGUACAGGAGACACCCUGGCAUACACCGCUAGUGGCCGCGUUUGUGGAAGCUGGGACAGAGAUCGGGUACGAGAAUCGUGAUAUCAAUGGAGAGCGACAAACAGGAUUCAUGAUAGCGCAAGGCACCAUUCGACGGGGUAGUCGCUGUUCGACCGCGAAAGCAUUCCUACGACCGAUUCGUCUCCGCAAGAAUCUGCACAUUGCGAUGAACGCACACGUCACGAAGCUUGUCAUCGAUCCGGAAACGAAGCAUGCGGUCGGUGUGGAGUUCAUCCGUGGCGGCAAGCGACAUCACGUGCGUGCUCGGAAGGAAAUCAUCAUGUCAGCCGGUUCGAUCAACACACCACAGAUACUGAUGCUUUCCGGCAUUGGACCACGGGCACAUCUGGAGGAUGUAGGCAUUGAGACGAUCCAAGAUUUGCCGGUUGGUGAAAAUCUACAAGAUCACGUCGGCAUGGGAGGAUUAACGUUUCUGGUGGACAAACCCGUAGCGAUUCUACAGAACCGUCUCGAGGCGGGUUCCGUAACAAUGAACUAUGUGAUUAACGAACGUGGCCCAAUGACCAUUCUGGGUGGUUUGGAGGGUAUUGCUUUCGUUAACACGCCCUUCGCUAACGUUACCGAUGACUGGCCGGACAUUCAGUUCCACAUGGCUCCGGCUUCCCUCAACUCGGAUGGUGGGGCCCGUGUCAAGAAGAUACUUGGUCUACGGGAGGACCUAUACAAGGAAGUAUUCCACCCGAUCGAAGAUACGUACAGUUGGACCAUCAUGCCACUGUUGUUGCGACCACGAUCCCGUGGUUGGGUACGUCUCAAGUCCAAGAAUCCUUUCCACUAUCCGCUAAUGAACCCAAACUACUUUGAGGAUCCGUUCGAUGCGGCCACACUCGUCGAGGGUGCAAAGAUAGCGCUCCGUGUCGGUGAUGCUAAGGUGUUCAAGCAGUUCGGCAAUCGACUGUACCGUAAACCGCUCCCGAACUGUAAGCAGUUUAAGUUCCUAUCGGACGAAUAUCUCGACUGUCAGGUGCGUACCAUAUCGAUGACCAUCUACCAUCCGGUCGGAACGGCCAAAAUGGGACCACACUGGGAUCCGGGUGCAGUAGUUGACCCACGUUUGCGCGUGUACGGUAUAUCCGGGUUGAGGGUGAUCGACGCCAGCAUCAUGCCGACCAUCGUUAGCGGGAACACGAACGCGGCUGUUAUCAUGAUCGGCGAGAAGGGUGCACACAUGAUCAAAGAAGACUGGCUAGGGCACGAUCGAUGAGAGUCCGGUGCAGCUGCCGUAACCAGCAAACAAUCCUGUGCCAUUCCAAAGUCCGGAGCAUUCUUCUAGCCAGCACAACCGUAACCUCCCAAAAAAUAGCUCCUUAACACACUAACUCUAGUAGGCCAGAGAACAUCCCACCCCAUGUUUCCGACGUGCGUCGUUGUCGCGUUAUCCCGCUGUAAUAUAGUAAUAUACCUCCUGCGAAUGUGUGCGUUGAACCAAGCGAAAUCUUAGUCCGAUAGCUAUUACUGUAGUUAGGCAAGCGUUAUUGUGUGCGUACUGUUACACUUUGUUUUCGUCGUACUGUGUAGAAUAGAUAAAUAAAUAUUACCUCAAUUGGAAAAA